AUGAAGUUCGUCUUCAUCAACGUCAAAGAACCCAAAGACGCGCUUCAACUAGCCAAAGAUUCCGAAGUGCGAUCCCACAUAACCCGUUAUCAAUGGCAGCAAUACACAGAUCGAAACAAAUCCAAGCCCAAGCCCAAGCGCCCGCCACACACAGCCGAACAAAUUAGUCCACUUACUUCUCAAAAUGUGAAUCUCACAGACUCUCCGGAUACCUCCGAGUCCGAUUCUUCACUCGUGUCUCUAAACCAAAUCUCUUUAUCACCCCAAAUAGGCGGACUCCGAGUUGAUCCUUUCCAAUCAUAUCCUGUGUCUACCCAAACUUGGACCCCGUUACUUGUCGAUCACUAUUUAAUACAUAUGGCCGUUGACAUCCCUGAACUAGACCAGCCAGGAAACAGGGGUCUUCUCAGAACAAGCUGGUUCCCAUUAGUAAUGACCGAACCAGCCUUAUUCUCAGUAAUAAUGCUUCUCGCAGCAUCGCACUACGCCUCUUUACAAGAAAAGCCGAGUACCAUGAAAAUGAACCUUCUCGGCCUCCGCUCCGAAGCCAUAAUAUCCAUAAACAACUGUCUAGAGCACCACCAUGGACCAGACUUCAUACACGAUGCUCUCAUAGGCGCCAUUGCCAAAAUGGCAAGCUACGAAGCCAUGUUCGGUAGUUUGGAGAAUUAUAAUAUUCACAUGCAGGGACUUGAGAGGAUUAUCGGAAUGAGAGGAGGGUUGAAUGCACUUGGUUUAAACGGUUUACUUCACCGCAUAGUGGUGUGGAUUGAUCGGAAUGCAGCCUUUUUGCAUGGAUCGGCCAUGUACUUUCCUCAUGCUACUUUUGUUUCGGCUCCGAAUCCGGGUCAUUUUCUGGGUAGUUCGUGA
Penicillium angulare is the source of this 870-nucleotide messenger RNA. RefSeq lists its product as uncharacterized. The record is from RefSeq and is a predicted model, not a curated record. The coding region runs from base 1 to 870 and encodes 289 amino acids. NCBI's taxonomy places the organism in Eukaryota, Fungi, Ascomycota, Eurotiomycetes, Eurotiales, Aspergillaceae. The transcript has 2 exons.